UCUCAGCUUGUACUGUUCUCUAGCUCUCUUGCUCUCUGACCAGUAGACAGCAAAUCACAAUGGCAGAAGUCGCACCAGCUCCUCCUCCCGCCAAAGCCACGAAGAAGAAGGCUGUUAGGCCAAAGCAAACAGGACCAAGUGUCGGCGAGCUAAUCGUGAAAGCUAUUUCUGCUUCCAAGGAGAAGAAAGGAGUUUCUCUUGCAGCUCUGAAGAAAGCUCUGGCUGCUGGCGGAUACGACGUAGAAAAGAAAAAUGCUCGGGUCAAGGUGGCCAUCAAGAGUCUAGUUGCUAAGGGCACACUGGUUCAAACUAAAGGCACUGGUGCGACUGGCUCCUUCAAGCUGAACAAGACACAAGCAGAGGCACAGAAGAAGGCUGAGAAGAAAGCCGCCCCUAAAGCGAAGAAACCGGCAGCAAAGAAGCCUGCUGCAGUAAAGAAACCAGCGGUGGCUAAGAAGUCUCCUAAGAAAGCCAAGAAGCCAGCCACUCUUAAGAAGGCCACAAAAAGUCCCAAGAAGGCUAUCAAGCCCGCAGCUCCCAAGAAGGCAGCCAAGAGCCCGAAGAAGGCCAAGGCUGCAAAGGCUGUAAAGCCUAAAGCAGCAGCAGCGAAGCCCAAAGCAGUAGCGAAGCCUGAGACGGCUAAACCCAAGAGGGCUGCCCCUAAGCAGAGGUAAACUGCGAUUAAGCUUCAAGCCUUCAUGAUUUGUAAACAAAGGCUCUUUUAAGAGCCACCC
Messenger RNA from Clupea harengus (Atlantic herring), 734 nucleotides. Its product is annotated as histone H1-like. The record is from RefSeq and is a predicted model, not a curated record. Gene Ontology annotation, molecular function: DNA binding; structural constituent of chromatin. Gene Ontology annotation, cellular component: nucleosome. NCBI's taxonomy places the organism in Eukaryota, Metazoa, Chordata, Actinopteri, Clupeiformes, Clupeidae. Gene Ontology annotation, biological process: nucleosome assembly.